Molecule: messenger RNA, 801 nt
Organism: Lobosporangium transversale
Lineage: Eukaryota; Fungi; Mortierellomycota; Mortierellomycetes; Mortierellales; Mortierellaceae
Exons: 1
Coding region: 187-744 (185 amino acids)
Source: RefSeq, a predicted model, not a curated record
AUCCACUUCUCAAAGCCAUUUAGAAUACAACUCUUUUCACAAGCAUCAACUUUUCAGGCAUGUGCUUUCAACUUUCAGUCAUUACAUAGUUUAUUUACCCUCUAUUGCUGAAUAAUUAACUAGAUUUCUUAAGCAUUUGAGUGUUGACCUUUCCGCGUUUUUAUUUUUUGUCUCUUUCCUCCAGCUAUGGUUCGAUCAAUCGCUCUCUUGGGCACCCUCCUUGCUUUAUUGCAAGUGGCUCUUGCUGCUUUCCUUGGAGAUGGAUUAUAUCGCAUCAAACAAGACAAUGAUGCGAUUAGCGCAGAUGAAACAAACGAGGAAUCGCCUGCUCUCUUGUUCCCCGAUAGGGGUUACUCAGAACAAGUUUGGCACAUCAAACACGUUGACGAUGUCCAUGUCACCAUUUCGAGUGCAACAACUGGUCGUUUCCUCGGAGUCGAAAGGGCUCGCUACAAUGCCUUUAUUCUCGCUGGCUGGGAAGAGCAGCAAUGGAAGCUCACGAAGAGUGGGGAAAAAGAAGGUCACUACAAUAUUGUCUACCCCGAGCAGGUUGGUGGCGAAGAUCUCUCUAUCGGUAUCUCGCCCUACCGAAUCUUUCCUCCUCGUAUUGCUCUGCAAAAAGCUCAUGGAUCUUCAAGUCACACAACUCAUUGGAAGCUUGAGAAGGAUGAUGGCUUUGGAUCCUGCGGCUCUGAGAGGAAGAUCCCCCGCUUCCGCUCCCAGUUGAAAUGGUCAUGGGACUAAUGACUGGACUUGAGUUCCCUUCGUUAAAAUAGUAUUUUAGCAAUAAAAGUCCGUAAC